CAGAUGAGCAGCCGACAAAAUGGAAGCGCCCACGUUCAAGUGAACGAUGCUCAAAUCAAUGUCGUUGUUAAUGUUAGCGAACAUUUCUAGACCUAGAUUGUAUUCUAAGCCUCUAUUCUUAAAUUUUUGUCGAAAAGUGAAUUCUAGGAUGACCAGAUAUAUUUAUGUAACUCGAAAGAUAUCACCCAAGGCGUUGGAUAUUCUGAAAAAGAGGUACAGUGUUACCAUGUGGGAAAGUGAGGACCCUGUGCCAAGAGAUGAGCUCUUAAAAAGAAUUGUGGGAUGUGAUGGGCUGUACUGUCUUAUAACAGAGAAGAUUGAUGCAAAUGUUAUAGAUGCCGCAGGAACUAACCUGACGACAAUCAGUACAAUGUCUGUUGGGGUUGAUCACAUCGACUUACCCACCUGCAAACAGAGAAACAUUAAAGUAGGCUUCACUCCAGAUGUUCUCACAGAUGCCACUGCAGAGCUGACUGUCGCCCUCUUGCUAGCAACUUCACGGAGAAUAGUUGAAGGUGUGAAUGAGGUGAAAAGUGGUGGUUGGGGAAGCUGGAAACCUUUUUGGAUGUGUGGUCCAGGGCUGUUGGGAAGCACUGUUGGUAUCGUUGGCCUAGGAAGAAUAGGCCAAGCAGUAGCAAAUAGGCUAAAGCCAUUUGGUGUUACAAGAUUUUUGUAUAAUAACAGGAAUCCAAAACCUGAAGCGGACAUAAUUUCUGCAGAGUUUGUUUCAUUUGAGCAACUACUGGAGCAGAGUGACUUUGUUAUUAUAUGCUGUGCUUUGAACCCCGACACCAAAGAAAUGUUCAACCGACAUGCUUUUAAGAAAAUGAAAUCAUCAGCCAUCUUGGUGAAUACAAGCAGAGGGGGUGUUGUACAACAGGAGGAUCUAUAUCAUGCAUUAAAAACAGGUCAGAUUAGAGCUGCAGGACUUGAUGUGACCACACCAGAACCACUUCCUACAGAUCACAAACUCCUUACUCUAAAAAACUGUGUUGUUCUUCCACACAUAGGCAGUGCAACUGAAGACACAAGAGAAGCAAUGUCAGUAUUGGCUGCGGAGAACCUGGUGGCUGGUCUAGAGGGCUCACCAAUGCCCUAUCAAUUCAACUUGUAAAUUAAGUAUUAAUAUAAAGAGAGAGCUAAAUUUUUUCAAACAUUUGAAUCUGCCUAUGGUAUUCUGAGUUUGGUGAUAAUCAAUUUGUUUUUCUAAGAAAGAUGGUUAGCAUUUUUUUAAAUGUUCAGUUGCCCCAAACAAGGCCAAGGGCCACUCAAGUUAAGGGUUUAAGAUAGUUGAAAACAAAACAGAUGACAACGAAAUUUGGAAUUUGUAAGAUGAAAGGAAAUUGGAAAACAAUCAGCAAUCAGCUGGCAAAGUAUUACAAAGAGAAGCCGAACGAUGAACAAAGGAAUUAGGAAAUUUAAGAGUAAAUCGGGUGUUUCUGGAAAGCAUAUGAACAGGUGACAUAAGUUGGAAAAGCUUCUCAGAGCAAUGGCAAUGAAAAUAACGAUCAAGUAAAAUAAGACCAGCAAUACUGCACCGAUAAGCCAAAGGUUCCAACCUAGAACCCAGCUCUGAUCUGAUCAGGUGGAUAACUUGACCUGCUUCAAUCAUCCAGCCUUCUGCAAAGUGCUUUUUGCCAUGCUUUUAAUGUGAUCCUCCAAUUUGGAGAUGAAGAGCUGUCAGCUAUCGAACAUCAUUUAGAAGUUUGUUGUCUUCAAGAUGGUUGACAUUGACUUCACAUAACAACUGCUUAAAUAUUUUGCUAAUGAUGGGAAUAAGGUUGAUGGGAUGGUAACUCUUGAGGGUCACACUUUUUGCUGUCUUUCUUAGAAAUGUUUUAAUUCCGACAAUCUAUGGGGAAUUUUUUAUUCCAAUUUAUCUAGUAAAUUAAAUUAUGGACAUAAUUGAAAUGGGAUGUAACUGUAUAGUAACUGAAAUAUAACAAUAUGUACUGUACAACUGUAUAAACAAAACAAAUAUUAUAUAAGAACAUUUUACCUUUCAGAGUAGUUUAUUGAAUAUCAUGUCAUUGACAAAAAAUUUUCAAGAAUAAUAUAUAAUAUGUUAACAGCAAUUUGUCUGAAGUAAAGUCCAUUGGCAAUUACCUUGGAAAAUUAAUGGGUUUCACACACCUAUACAUGAUUUCAUACUAUUUUUUACAUUUUUUAGGAGUUUGUCCCCUUUAAAUACCCCUGCAUAAAGCAAAUGUUGAUGAUAAAUACUGUAUUAUUUUCCAAUAGUUGUGCAAAUUAAAAGAAAUAACCCCAUAUUUAUGCAUCACUAUUUUAAAUAAGACCUGAUCCCUGUGAGAUUGCAUAAAAUCUUGCAGACGAAAUUAUGUCUAAAUGAAAGCAAAUUAAAAAUUUCUUAUAAUUACAAAAUUAUCCAAACUUAUAACUGUAGAAAUAAUAUCACACUAAUUGCACAAAUCCCAAUGACAAAAAUGAAUAUAGAACUGAAAAAUAAUUAUCAAACAAGUUUAAAAAAUUACAAAAGUUUUAGGAGAAUUUUGCAGUAUAAAUUUAAAAACUGGAAGAGAUUUUAAAACUGGAAGAGAUUGAAAAGUGAGCAACAGCUCCCUCUAUUAUAGAGGGAGCUGUUGCUCACUUUAAAUUAUGCACAUGUCAAUAAUAGACAUGAAAAAAAAGAAUGACCAUUUCAAUGCAUUAAUGUACACAAUGCUAUAUCAAAAUAUGCAACCAAUUACUGAUGGCAUUCAAGGUUUAUAUGCAAACAACAGAUAUGAUAAUUAAGCUAAUUAACAAUUGUAUCAUAACUAAGCACCAAUCAUAAUUAACAUGUUUUAUUUUCUCUUUACCAAGGUGUUCAAUAUUAUUAAAAUGCAAUUUACUUAUGGCCUUGGGAAAUGAAAGAAUAAUGCAUUGUUCAGCUAGUACAAUAAUUUAUGCACAUAUAGUUUGCAUUAAUACAAAAUUACCUUGAAAUAUGUUGUAUAUAUAGUACACAGAUAAUUAAAAUCGCAUUAUUGGGAAAACUGAAAUUAAACCUUGAAGAAUCACAGUUUUAAAAAACAUUCCCAUAAAUUCACAAAUGAUCGGACAAGCUCCAACAAUCAGGCCAUUUGUAUUAUAAUAACAACAUCAGUCUAUGUCAGUCACAACGUGGAGGUCCCUUUGGAAUGUAAUCUCCGAAAGACUUGGCAAAUGCGUGAAUAAAUUCACAAGUAUGUCAAGAAAUGGCUGACAACAUUCUCAUUGAGCUUAUAAAUUAACUCCUUUUACCUAUUUUUCUGCAUAUUACGAAAAUUAGAAAUUUAAAUUAUUGAGUAUUGGGAUGCAGGCCAUGACUUAGAAUCUGGAAAACAAGGGUUUGGAUAAGAUGUUUCACUAUCA
Messenger RNA from Anneissia japonica, 3354 nucleotides. RefSeq names its product glyoxylate reductase/hydroxypyruvate reductase-like. Gene Ontology annotation, cellular component: cytosol. Gene Ontology annotation, molecular function: NAD binding; hydroxypyruvate reductase (NADH) activity; hydroxypyruvate reductase [NAD(P)H] activity. Bases 47 to 1114 code for a protein of 355 amino acids. NCBI's taxonomy places the organism in Eukaryota, Metazoa, Echinodermata, Crinoidea, Comatulida, Comatulidae. The transcript has 8 exons. The record is from RefSeq and is a predicted model, not a curated record.